This is a messenger RNA of Protopolystoma xenopodis, 621 nucleotides long. The record is from the annotation of a GenBank genome assembly. Lineage: Eukaryota; Metazoa; Platyhelminthes; Monogenea; Polystomatidea; Polystomatidae.
AUGGCCCUUGUUGAUACUCAGUGCCGUGGAGUUGUGAAAUAUUCACGUCGAUUUCUCGUUGUUCAGCAAGCAAGAUCAACUCAUAGAGAAUUGCGCAGAUUUGCUCUUUUAAACUCACCAGAGCCCAGUUGCAUCCGGAAAGGCAGAACCCUCUCAGAGUUUGGCGACUCUAUCUCGGAGAGUCGCAGUGUUUUGCCUCACAUCUUGGCCCAUUCUAAGCCGGCCUGUGCGUCCAUGUUUCCGCCCUUUAAUCAGCCGCCCUGUACACUGCCUCUCCCUCCCUCCCUCCGAGUUGUUAGUGAAUCAUUCUGCACUGGUACUCUGCAAUACAGGAUUCUAGAUUCCAGGACUCGCUCACACGCUUUAACAGCCAGCAAACUCGUCCGCCAGACUACCCCAAUUUGGCUGGUACGUAGGAGUCGAUGUCAUAGAGACGUUUGGUUGAGCACUCAUGCACAUGUGCAAUGCAGAAAUAUCCGCUUUGUACCAACAGCCUGGCCUUCUGUAGACAUCCAUCUAUCAGGCUACUCGCAAGUUACUUUGAACCAUGCACUUUCCUGUUGUGAAGAGGCAUAUGGCUUGAAGCGUUUACUUUCAGUCAGAAUAAAGAAGCAGUUUUAG